Podospora anserina S mat+ is the source of this 2049-nucleotide messenger RNA. RefSeq lists its product as uncharacterized. The record is from RefSeq and is a predicted model, not a curated record. The transcript is spliced from 2 exons. Lineage: Eukaryota; Fungi; Ascomycota; Sordariomycetes; Sordariales; Podosporaceae. Gene Ontology annotation, molecular function: medium-chain fatty acid-CoA ligase activity. Gene Ontology annotation, biological process: fatty acid metabolic process. Bases 1 to 2049 code for a protein of 682 amino acids.
AUGAGAUUCCAGUUGGUGCCAGAGACUCAAACGGCUCUGGUGCUGCUGCGAAGGCGUGCGAGCCUGCCUUGCAGUCGCAUCAAGACGAGAUGGCUAGGCGUUGGAAAGUUGGGUGUGCGGAGAAGCAGUGGUUUGACAAGGAGCAUUAGUGAAGGGCAUCGUCAUGUUCCAUUACUGGGAAUGACCAUCCCCGAACACUUUCAUACCAUGGCGGAGAAAUACGCCGACCACAGGGCAGUGACCAGUGUGCCUGCCAUUCGCAACGUGAACAAGUCCUUGCUGGGCUAUGAAGUCCACUGGAACCCGCGCACCCUCACCUACCGAGAACUUGACUCCAUCUCCAACAUCCUCGCACAUUCGUUGCGAGCGCAAGGAGUCCAGAAAGGCGACAGAGUUGCUGUCAGCCUGGGAAACUGCUGGGAGUUUGCUGCCCUCACCUAUGCAGUCUACAAAUUAGGCGCUAUUCUCGUCCCGCUGAACCCUCAGUUCAACGCCGAGCAAGUCACAGCCGCCCUAAACCAUCUCGAGGUCAAACUCCUCAUCAUCAACGCCAUGACAGACCUCGCAUACAAGCCCGGCCAAGGAAGAAGUAACAUACCCUUACUCAAGACCAUCGUCCCAGACCUCACCACAGGCACCAUCAAAAGCCCAACAGUGAAAAGCCUCGAAAAAGUAAUCGUCGUGGACAACUCAAAAACACACUUCCCCAGCCCCCCAAAGAUCUCGGAGUACCCAUCCCUCACCGCCUUCGACACCAUAUGGCUCCACGACGCGAAACACAUCGACCCCAUCAUCCCCGACUCCCCCCUUUCCCCGUCAGAAACAAUCAACAUCCAAUUCACCUCGGGCACCACCUCCCACCCCAAAGCAGCGAUGCUCACCCACGAAAACAUCCUCAACAACGGCCACCUCAUCGCCCAGCGCAUGGGUCUCGACCCCUCGGAUCGAAUCAUCUGCCCCCCUCCCUUGUUCCACUGCUUUGGCUGCAUCCUGGGGUACAUGGCCUGCGCGACCACGGGAGCAGAAAUCAUGUUCCCCUCCCCGGCCUUUGACCCAGCCGCCACGAUCGUUAUGGCCCACAAGGAAAAAGCCACGGGUCUGUACGGGGUGGCAACAAUGUUUGUGUCCAUGUUUGAGGAGCUCGCCAACCCGAAACAUCGAAAGAAUUAUCUACGGCCCGUCUACGAGAACUUACAAGAGGGCGAGAAGGCGUUCCCGUUGCUGAAAAAGGGGAUCGCGGCGGGGAGUUCGGUGCCGCAGAGUUUGAUGUACAAGAUUUACGCCACUUUUGGGUUGGAGGACCUGGUGAUUUGCUAUGGGAUGACGGAGACGAGCCCGGUGAGCUGCAUGACUACACCUGAUGAUCCGUUCGAGAAGAGGACGAGCACGGUGGGCAGGGUGAUGCCGCAUACGACGGUCAAGAUUGUUGACCCGGAGAAUAAGGGGAGGAUAUUGCCGAUUGGGGAGAAGGGGGAGUUGGCGGCGGCGGGGUAUUUGGUUAUGAAGGGGUACUGGGGGGACGAGGGGAGGACGAACGAGGUGAGGGUGGCGGAACGGGAUGAGGAUGGACAGGAGAGGGUCUGGAUGUACAGCGGGGAUGAGGCGAGUAUGGAUGAGGAGGGCUAUGUGGCUAUCACAGGGAGGAUCAAGGAUUUGAUCAUCAGGGGAGGGGAGAAUAUCCAUCCGCUGGAGAUUGAGAACUGUUUGUUUCAGCAUGAGUACGUGGCCGAGGUAAGCGUGGUUGGGGUGCCGUGUGACAGGCACGGGGAGAGCGUGGGCGCGUUUGUGAUUGCGCAUGAGGGGGUCGGGGUGGAGAUGGAAGGGAUGGAGAGUGAUAAGGAUGUUGGAGAGGAGGGCAAGAAGGUGUUGACUGCGGAAAUGGUGAGGGAGUGGGUGAGGAGUCGGCUGAGCGCGCAUUUGGUGCCGAAGCAUGUUUGGUUUGUGAGGGAGUACCCCAAGACAGCGAGUGGGAAGAUUCAGAAGUUCAAGUUGAGGGAUAUGGCGAAGAGGUGGUUGCUGGAGGCGGAGGAGAGGAAGCAACAACAAUGA